AAGAUUUCCACCUCGUUUGGUCAAUUCGCUCUUUCAGGGUCGUUCGCCCCCUUUCCUCACGAAGUCAUAUAUUUUAUCAACCCAGUCCACAAAUCCAAGCUUUUGAAGGAGACAACCACCUUUCACUUUCCAGAACAACUUCCUUGUUCGCGCACUGUGCAAAAACUACACUUUCUUCAUCAAUGUCAGUCUCUGCAGCCCUGCAUCUAUGCUAGGGCUGCACCAAUAUCCCCACUUUCUUCUUCUCACCUUGCUCCCUCGACAAUGGUCUUCAAAGGCAGGUUCUUCAACUUCAAGAAAUCCGACUCUUCCAGCCCCGAUGGAUCACCCAGUAGCCCCCAAUCAUUCGGCUCCAAUUCCCCCAGUAGAUCCGACAAGAAGAAGCCCAAAUCAACUGCUAAGGACUCCCAGAUCGCUAAGACUGCCAGUGCCAAUGGUUUCGGCGAUGCUUGCCGCCCAACGCAACUGAUGUACGGGACUAAGAAGAAGGAUGCCAAAGGAAACGACAGUCAGACUCAGCAAGAGUCCCGCGGGAGAUCGUCGAAGCCAAGCUCCGGUGGGGAAUUGGUUUCCAGUUUGUCAGCGAGUUCUGGGUUGAAGUCGAAGAUGGUUGCUGCGGCGGCGGGUGCUGCUAGUGGGAAGGAAUCGUCCUCAUCAUCGGUUUCGCCAAUUUUAGCAUCUUCCCUCGGAUUGAAUAGGAUAAAGACGAGAUCAGGACCACUGCCACAGGAGAGCUUCUUCGGCUUUAGGAAUGAUAAAGGGUCGACACUUGGUGUGAGUAAUCUCUCCAAGCCCGGUAGUGAUGAUGGAAAAAUGAAGGAGCCGGUUAAUUACCGUAAAGUGGCGUUUCAAGAGAGCUUUGGAAGUGGAAACUGGGUUGAUAAUGGAAGCAAUUCGGAUAGUAUGUCAACUGGGAGUGCUCCGUCCAGGGACCAGAGCCCUAAUGUAUUGCCACGGUCGCGGCUACAGAACGCAGAAUCGUCAUCCGGAUCAGGAGGGAGACAAGAAUCGACGCAGGUUCAAUCUGAAUGCUUACGAAGUGCAGGUGCUUGCACUCCAGAGACAGCAUAUGAUUAUGAAAACCCAAAGGAGUCUGAAUCUCCUCGUUUUCAAGCUUUGUUACGUGUUACUAGUGCACCGAGAAAGAGGUUUCCUAAUGACAUUAAAAGUUUUUCUCAUGAGCUGAACUCCAAAGGUGUUGUUCGUCCUUUUCCAUUUUGGAAGGCUCGAAGAUUAAAUAACUUGGAGGAGAUCUUGGUUAUAAUUCGGGCAAAAUUUGAUAAAGAAAAGGAAGAAGUGAAUUCUGAGUUGGCUAUUUUUGCAGCUGAUCUGGUUGGAAUUCUUGAGAAAAAUGCAGAUACUCAUCCUGAGUGGCAAGAGACAAUUGAGGACUUGCUAGUUUUGGCUAGGAGCUGUGCUAUGACUUCACCUGGGGAGUUUUGGCUUCAAUGUGAAGGAAUUGUUCAGGAAUUGGAUGAUAAACGUCAAGAACUUCCUCCUGGAAUGCUUAAACGGCUUCACACUCGAAUGCUGUUCAUUCUCACAAGAUGUACAAGGUUAUUGCAAUUCCACAAGGAAAGUGGUUUGGCAGAGGAUGAGCAUGUUUUGAAUCUCCAUCAUUCUAGAGUCUUGCACUCUGCUGAAAAACGGAUUACUCCUGGUUUGGGAAGGGAUGGAAAAAGUUUGACUGCAGCGAAGGCCUCAAAGGUGUCAAAAGCUUCUAAUAAAAAGUCUUAUAGUCAGGAGCAACAUAGCUUGGAAUUGAAGAAAGAUGCUAUGCAGCCAGAAAAACUUCUUCAUCGUGCUGGUGAUGCUUCAAAUCAAGAUUCUUUUUCAAGCAUGGAUCGGAUUGCUGCUUGGAAGAAAUUCCUAUCUCCAACAAGUAAAAGCCCAAAAGGAGCAGCUGAGUUGAAGGACCAGAAUCUUGGAAUGGUUGAACCUUCAAAGCUAUCAAUUAAUAAGAGAUCAAAUUCUGAUGCAGAUCUGUCAGCUGCUAAGCCAUCUGAGCUUAUUAAAGAUACCCAAGAACAUGCUUCCAAACACCAACACAAAGUUUCUUGGGGCUACUGGGGUGAUCAUCAGGGCAUGGUUGAGGAGAACUCAAUAAUCUGUCGUAUAUGUGAGGAGCAAGUUCCUACUUUGCAUGUUGAAGAACAUUCAAGGGUUUGUGCAAUUGCUGAUAGAUGUGAUCAGAAGGGUCUGAGUGUAAAUGAGCGGCUUGUCAGAAUUGCUGACACUUUAGAAAAGAUGAUGGAAUCAUGUAUGCAAAAGGAUAUCCAGCAAAUAGUGGGAAGUCCUGAUGUUGGAAAGGUGUCAAAUUCAAGUAUGACUGAAGAAUCUGAUGUUCUCUCUCCAAAACUUAGUGAUUGGUCUCGAAGAGGCUCAGAGGAUAUGUUAGACUGCUUCCCUGAAGCUGAUAAUUCUGCUUUUAUGGAUGACCUCAAGGCACUACCUCCGAUAUCAUGUAAAACUCGUUUUGGUCCAAAGUCUGACCAAGGUAUGGCAACUUCAUCUGCAGGGAGCAUUACUCCUAGGUCUCCCUUAAUGACGCCAAGGACGAGUCAGAUUGAUUUACUCUUGGCAGGCAAGGGCGCUUAUUCUGAGCAUGAUGAUUUUCCACAGAUGAAUGAACUUGCUGAUAUAGCACGGUGUGUAGCAAAUGCUCCUUUGGAUGAUGAUCGCUCAACGUCAUAUCUACUAUCUUGUCUUGAUGAUUUGCAAGUUGUUUUAGACCGAAGAAAAUUUGAUGCACUUACAGUGGAGACCUUUGGAGCACGCAUUGAGAAGUUGAUACGGGAGAAGUAUUUGCAGCUUACUGAGAUGGUGGAAGAUGAAAAGAUAGACAUAACGAGUACUGUUAUUGAUGAAGAUGCUCCCUUGGAUGAUGAUGUGGUUCGUAGCUUGAGAACGAGCCCUAUCCAUCCUUCAAAGGACCGUACAACAAUUGAUGAUUUUGAGAUUAUAAAACCUAUCAGUCGGGGGGCAUUUGGACGGGUUUUCUUGGCUAAAAAGAGAAUAACUGGGGAUCUUUUUGCAAUAAAGGUUCUUAAGAAGGCAGACAUGAUCCGUAAGAAUGCUGUGGAAAGUAUAUUAGCAGAACGUGAUAUCUUAAUUACAGUGCGCAAUCCUUUUGUGGUUCGUUUCUUCUAUUCAUUUACAUGCAGUGAGAACUUGUAUCUUGUCAUGGAAUAUCUUAAUGGAGGUGACCUCUAUUCAUUAUUGAGGAAUCUGGGCUGCCUGGAUGAGGAGGUUGCUCGUGUAUAUAUUGCUGAAGUGGUGCUUGCAUUGGAAUAUUUGCAUUCACUUAGGGUGGUUCAUCGUGACUUGAAGCCUGACAAUUUGUUGAUUGCUCAUGAUGGUCAUAUUAAGCUGACGGAUUUUGGGCUUUCAAAAGUAGGUCUAAUCAACAGCACUGAUGAUUUGUCUGGUCCAGCAGUGAGUGGGACAUCCCUACUCGGUGAUGAUGAACCUCAGUUAUCUACAUCUGAGCAUCAAAGUGAAAGAAGGAAGAAACGUUCUGCUGUGGGUACGCCUGAUUAUUUAGCACCGGAGAUUCUCUUGGGAACUGGCCAUGGGUAUACUGCUGAUUGGUGGUCUGUUGGUGUUAUUUUAUUUGAAUUGCUUGUUGGCAUUCCACCUUUCAAUGCAGAGCAUCCUCAGAUGAUAUUUGAUAAUAUCCUUAAUCGUAAUAUACCAUGGCCCCGGGUGCCAGAAGAAAUGAGUCCUGAAGCACAAGAUCUUAUUGAUCGGUUACUGACUGAAGAUCCUAAUCAGAGACUUGGAGCCAGGGGAGCAUCGGAGGUGAAGCAGCAUAUUUUCUUCAAGGAUAUAAACUGGGAUACUCUUGCCCGGCAGAAAGCUGCAUUUGUGCCUUCUUCUGAUAGUGCUCUGGACACUAGUUAUUUCACAAGCCGCUAUUCAUGGAAUGCAUCUGAUGGCCUCGUUUAUCCAGCUAGUGAUAUAGAUGAAUACAGUGAUUGUGAUAGCUUAAGUGGUAGUAGUAGUUGCUUGAGCAAUCGUCAAGAUGAAGUGCAGGGGGAUGAAUGUGGUGGUCUUGCAGGGUUUGAGCCUGGUUCCUCUAUCAAUUACUCCUUCAGUAAUUUUUCCUUCAAGAAUCUUUCCCAGCUUGCAUCAAUCAACUAUGAUCUUCUCACUAAGGGAUUGAGAGAUGAGCCACCUCCAAAUUCUAGUGCACAAACAAUCUCGUCUCUGUCGACUCCCAGAAUUUAGUUUUUUGGCUUUUUGCCAGAUCUGAGCAAUUUCUAGGGGCACACUCACCUACGGUUUUUUUAUACAUUGUACAUAGAUUUUAAAGGGUCUCGAAAACGGGUGCAGGUAAAAAAAUGGGGGAAAAAAAACUCAAACGGGUUCAGGAUGCGCAAUUUAUUUAUUAGGUCAAGGGUCAACACUGGGGUGUCAAUCUUUUUUGAUGUGUUGUGAAUGAAUUGAGUGCUGCAAGUGCUUGAAAAUGCAUGCCACAACUUUGGUGGCUUGCAUUGGUCUGUGGUGUAAACGUUGCUGCUUUUCUUAAUACCACAGCAAUAAGAGCAUUUCCCUUUGUAGGUUCAGGAUAAAUAGAGAGAAGAUUUCUAAUCAAGGCCAAUUUUUUUCGUACUUAAAUCUAAGCAUAUACUGCAUUCUUUUUCUCCCAA
Prosopis cineraria is the source of this 4652-nucleotide messenger RNA. Its product is annotated as probable serine/threonine protein kinase IREH1. Gene Ontology annotation, molecular function: ATP binding; protein serine/threonine kinase activity. The record is from RefSeq and is a predicted model, not a curated record. Gene Ontology annotation, biological process: peptidyl-serine phosphorylation; intracellular signal transduction. Bases 265 to 4230 code for a protein of 1321 amino acids. The transcript has 18 exons. NCBI's taxonomy places the organism in Eukaryota, Viridiplantae, Streptophyta, Magnoliopsida, Fabales, Fabaceae.